AUGGUGGCCGACGGAUCAACAACCUUGGCACCCGCCGGUCGGCACCCACGUGAUCAUUUUACCGCCCUUCGCUUUUUGACUCGCAUCCCGCGCCUUGUACCCGAGCAUGACGCGGAUGACAAUGACAAUGACGAUGACGACGACGACGACGACGACGACGACAAUAAUGAUGAUAAUACACGCCACAACCUCACGCAGCUCCAGCCCAUCGAGCUAUGUUUCCAUCAAGACUUUAUCGCCGACCCCGACGACCCCGUCUCGCUACAUCUCGCAGGCCAUCAUCCUCGGCGCAUCAUCCAGUACCAUGGCCCCAUCGAGCUGCCAUUACCUGCGCCACCGUCUUCCAUCCACGAGAUUGACGACAUCCUCGACCUGACACUCCUCCCCGAUAACGAUCCUUCCCGGCGUUGCCAAAGCUUCAGCCCAAGCCUGACGUCCGACCCGAGCCCGGGCCCGAGCCCGAGCCUGAACCUUGGCAUUGGCACCCCGACCCAGCGGCGGCGCCGCAUCGUCUUCUACAUUUCUUGCGGGUUUCUUCUAGGCCUUUGGGCCCAUCAACUCUUCCGGGGCUCAGCUGCUGCCGCAUCUUACACGGCCCCCGACGGCAGUCUCUACAACAUCCGCUUCAACGAAACCACCGUAUCACUUGGUCUGCAUCGCACAAUCACCCUUCUGGAACAGGAGCGCUUAUCCCUUAGCUACAUGAUGGUUGAUGCUCUCAAGGAUCCUGACGAAACCUUCCUCCAAGACCUAGACAGACUCGUCAACCACAUAUGCCGCAACGCCACCAUUCUAUUGGCGCAGGACGGCAAAAACAAACCCUGGAAAAGACCCGCAGCCACUGCCGGUCGCGACCCGGCCGAUCAUCUGCAUCUUAACAUGAAACUUGCGUGCCAGCUGCUGAACCGCCACAUCGGCAAGUUGGAAAUCUUGUGGGGGCCCCUCGCAGUCAGGGUGUCUGGCUCUGGCUCGCAACUCAACCGCCUGCGCUUGACUGUGAGGCAUCUGAGCGAGGCAUACAACGCCCCUUCCUUUCUCCGCGCCUUUCGACACGCUCUCUCCAACAGCCUAAACGAUUGGGUGGAUGCCGCGUGUCAUUUAUGCCCGUCAGCGCCCGCGUCGUCCUCGUCGUCGUCGUCAUCUGCUGAAGGCACUCUUCUUGGGCACUUUGCUUGCGACGCGUCGUUUGCUGCGCUCUCGGGCCUUCUGCACCAGCCGCUGACUGCUUCUUCCUUGGUCAACUUUCUCAUAUCCUGGGGCCAGGGGCAGUCGGCACGCCGUUAUGCCACGUUCAACAAACAGAAAGGGAGCGAAACGGUGGAAUCGUUCCUCCAGGCCGGCAACAUGGCGGCGCCAUCCAUGGCAGCCGAGGGCGAGCUCGUGGCUCUGUUGCGCCACGUCGUCGAACUCUUUACUGGCAUCUCCGACCUGACCAGGCUUGCAUCUCAAACAACGCUCCAGGCCGCCGCAGCUGCUGCAGCAGAUGGGGAACUGUCAUCGGGCCGCGACAACAGGGAACGGCUGUGGUUUCAGGGCACAUUUCAGUGGUGGCAGCCCGGCGCAUCACCCUCUGCGCCCGCAACGAGGCAUAUUCUGAGAACCCACGCCUUUAUCCAGAACAUCUACAGGGACAUGGAAGAGCUUGUCCGUCUGCAGGAUGCAGUUAUCAGGCCAAAGUUGCAAAUGCUAGCUCCUGCUGUAGCUAAUGCAAUACAAAUGUGCACCAUGGUCUCCGACUUUAACAACCUUCUUGACGCGCUUGACAGUGGCCUCGGGUGGAAUACAUCUACAUUGCACCUCAUUAGCAGCGGCUCGCAUUCUGAGCCAGCAUCCAUCGAGGUAACGCGUACUUCUUAUGUAGAGGACAUCAACGGUGAGAUUGCUGCGCUCAAAGCCGAGGAAGCAGAGCUUCAGUCCGUCCAGCAGCCGAAAAACACUAACCUGGGCGGGGGUAAUGGGGAGCGUUCUAGAGGGGUUCCGGAGGGUUCGGAGGUUCCGGAGCCGCAGAACGACGAGGAGAGGCGGUUUCUUGAGCGGCUGCAGCAGGGACAGGCACAUCGUCGAGCAGCCGUCCAGGGGCUGAUGAACGCGUUUGGUCUCGGGAACCCCCUCACCACAGCGGCGACCACAGCGGCGGCCUCAGCCAGGACCGUGCUGACAAUGAUAUAG
Messenger RNA from Colletotrichum graminicola M1.001, 2169 nucleotides. RefSeq lists its product as uncharacterized. The transcript has a single exon. The record is from RefSeq and is a predicted model, not a curated record. Bases 1 to 2169 code for a protein of 722 amino acids. NCBI's taxonomy places the organism in Eukaryota, Fungi, Ascomycota, Sordariomycetes, Glomerellales, Glomerellaceae.